This is a messenger RNA of Salarias fasciatus (jewelled blenny), 1053 nucleotides long. RefSeq names its product transforming acidic coiled-coil-containing protein 3-like. Bases 1 to 1053 code for a protein of 350 amino acids. The transcript has 9 exons. The record is from RefSeq and is a predicted model, not a curated record. Gene Ontology annotation, cellular component: cytoplasm. NCBI's taxonomy places the organism in Eukaryota, Metazoa, Chordata, Actinopteri, Blenniiformes, Blenniidae. Gene Ontology annotation, biological process: nuclear migration; cerebral cortex development; mitotic spindle organization.
AUGCCGAUUCACACCGAGGAGAGUUACCAGCUGGACUUUGACAACCUGGAUGCCGUGGAUCCUAACAAGAUGGCCCACUCCCCUGCAAAGCCUGCGCCUGCAGAUCACAGCGAGUCUCGUCCAACGCAGGAGAACAUCUCAGAGGAGCCACGAAAAAAAGACCUGGGUCUUGACGGCACGCUGGAUAGCAGCUCCGGGGACAGCGGCAUGGUCGUUGUGGCCCGGGUCCUGACGGCCGAGGACCAGGACUCCUCCGCAGCCACGCCGCAGUCUGCCGGCCCCGCCGCUCUGUUGGACGCCCCCCUCCCCUCCGUCUUGCUCCCACGGCCUGAAGCGCCCCAGAUGGCAGAGAAACGCACGCAAGCAAAGAAAGACGGAUUCCCGCUGCUGGUCGAUGCCGAAACACCCACCUUCCCUCAGCCGGCAAGCACGGAGGAGGCCAUCAUCGAGGUGCUGAAGUACAGCCAGAAGGACAUGGAUGCUGCCAUCGCCAGGGUGCAGCAGGAAGGAAAAGAGAGGGAGGAGCAGCGGAGUGCCAAGCACAACAAGCAGCGAUACACGAUUCUGGAGAUGAAGAAAGUGAUCGACAAAAUGAUGGUUGAUCAGGAGAAGGAGCGGGAGGCGGCCCAGGCCAAACUCGACGACGUCCUGCUGGAGAAGGAGGAGGUGUCCAGCGACCUGAUCACCAUGGACCGGUCGGUCUCCGACCUCCUCAAGCGGCUGGAGAAAUGCAGAGAAAUCAUCGAGGGUUACAAAAAGAACGAAGCCACGCUGAAGGCCUGCGCUCAGGACUACCUGACCCGGAUCAAGAAGGAGGCGAAGCGCUAUCAGACCCUCAAGGCUCACGCCGAGGAGAAGAUCAGCCAAGCCAACGAGAAGAUCGCCGAGGUGCGGGCGUCGCACAAGGCCGAGGUGACGGCGCUCCAGACUCGGCUGCGCCGCCAGGAGCUGAAGGCUCAGUCCCUGGAGAACAGCCUGGACCAGAAGGAGAAGGAGGUGGCGGAGCUCACCAAGCUGUGCGACGAGCUCAUCUCCAAAGUCCAGAAGCGAUGA